AUGAAAUGGGAGACCGCCGUCUACUCCGAGUAUGCAGCCUCCGUAUGGACCGUCUUCGGCAUGGAUCUUGUAGCCUUCGGUUCAGACUCGCACAACCUCACGAUCUCGCCCCAGUCCUGGGUGUACUUCGCCAUUUAUGUGGUGCUGGCGAUGCUGAAUUCAAGCUUCUACAAGUGA
This is a messenger RNA of Didymella exigua CBS 183.55, 177 nucleotides long. RefSeq lists its product as uncharacterized. Lineage: Eukaryota; Fungi; Ascomycota; Dothideomycetes; Pleosporales; Didymellaceae. Bases 1 to 177 code for a protein of 58 amino acids. The transcript is spliced from 2 exons. The record is from RefSeq and is a predicted model, not a curated record.